GCCGUUGAGCUCCAUGUCUAAUCCGUUCUUGUCAGCCAACUUUGGAGCAGGCAAUGACUCAGGCAAUGAGAAUACUCUGGGGUCGGUGUCAGUGCCAAACUUAGACGAUCUCAUCCGCACUGUGAGGGGUAUUGCGUCCUCUGCAGACUCGCCAGCCAGAUCCGACACCACCAGUCCUGUAGGCUUAUCUCAGCCACUGAGCAUCCUCGCAGACGACCCCCUCCAACUGGCACAGACCUUCAGCACCGGCAGCACAGGCAGCACACGAACCACCCCACAGCACACGCCACACCCACCACCCACACCCCCAGUACAAACACCCGAGCCACAGUGUGCGUGGGUGUGCACGGGCUGUCUGCGGCAGAUUAAGGAUGCGUCGCUGGGGCAGAUGGUAGGUGACAGGGCGUGGCACACUCAGUGUAUGGUGUGUGAGGUGUGUGGCGUGAGAGUAGGCUCGGGAGGUGUCCCGGUCCACCGGUCCGGGGCGGCGCUGUACUGCUUCCAACAUAAGAUGUCUGCGAGAAGGUGUCGUGGAUGUGACGCCGUAGUGCAUUUGACGGGCGCUGAGUCGCACUCGGCACUGCGUGUGGCUGAGAGCGGAGAUCUGUGGCAUUCCGAAUGUUGUACGUGUGCCACGUGCGGGAGUACAUUCCAGAGCGGAUCUACUCUGAGAGUAGUGGGCGGGCAGACGUACUGCGAGGAGCAUUUUGCCGCGCUGUCAUUGGUGUGUGCGAUGUGUACGUUGGGGCUGUGGGCCAAUGAGAGCUACGUAAAACAAGACAACAAGACGUGGCAUGCGACGUGUGCGCCUGAGGAGAUGCUCAAGUGAGCAGCCGAGAAUAGUGUAGAUAUAAUAUAAUAGAACAACGAGAGGGAGAGAAAAUAUAGUACGACAACUGAGGUAAUCAAAUCAUAGUAAUAGUGUGUAGAUAUAAGAGAACAACGAGAGGGAGACAACAU
Sphaeroforma arctica JP610 is the source of this 960-nucleotide messenger RNA. RefSeq lists its product as hypothetical. Gene Ontology annotation, molecular function: transcription coregulator activity. The transcript has 3 exons. NCBI's taxonomy places the organism in Eukaryota, Ichthyosporea, Ichthyophonida. The record is from RefSeq and is a predicted model, not a curated record. Bases 14 to 829 code for a protein of 271 amino acids. Gene Ontology annotation, cellular component: nucleus; Z disc.